Messenger RNA from Batrachochytrium dendrobatidis JAM81, 1794 nucleotides. RefSeq lists its product as uncharacterized. Lineage: Eukaryota; Fungi; Chytridiomycota; Chytridiomycetes; Rhizophydiales. The record is from RefSeq and is a predicted model, not a curated record. Gene Ontology annotation, molecular function: lipid binding. Bases 1 to 1794 code for a protein of 597 amino acids. The transcript is spliced from 7 exons.
AUGAGUACUAGUGGAUCCAAGAAUGAUCAUGAAGAAGCAUUGCUUAAAGCAGAUACUGGAGUAUCCAGUACCAACCAAAUCAAUGUCACUUUUCGUUCAUCUACAGUGCCAAAUGAUUCAGCUGAGCAGGAUAGAAUCGUUGCUGUUCAAAAUCCGACAGUCUUGCCACAGCUUGUCGGGAUCGCGUCUACAGCUGCUAUUACAAACAUAAGCCCAGCAGUUAAUGUCCAAUCCAGCAAGAUAAAUGCCAAAAGGACAGUGGAUGUUGAUUUUUCUGAUCUCAACAAACUAGAGUGUAUGACAUAUUCUGAGCUAAUACUCACUAAUUUGGAGCACCUCUGUCAGAAUCGCAUUCUCAAAUCCCUAAUCAUUCAAUCUAUACAGACAGUUCAGGGAACGCUUCAGCCUAUGGGAGGAUUAAAUUAUGUUAAUACCGAUGCCAUCAAAAAUGUAAAUUUUGCAUUAGCACUUGCUAAUUUAAGAAUACUUACUGAAGGAAUAUGUGGGAAAGCAUCUCUUGAUGCGUUGAUUGUCUCUGCUGAUAAGCUUCAUGUACGAAUUGCAGAGGAUGCUGUAUUUUGCAAUAUUCUCCAGCAUGGUGCAUCCAUCAUCAUGCUGGCAGUUAAUGCUGCUCCCUCUGUCACUUCCAAGCAGCUGCGUGAAAAUGGAGCUAAAUGUAUUCACGAUCUACGAAACCGUAUUGAAGAAAAACAUCCCAAUGACUCGGCUGAAUUGGUUUAUCGAAUCAAUGAUGUUUUGCUCAAGAUCAUCAACAACUAUUAUAUAGCCACUUUGGCAUCAAGAUUUCAAAAAAUAUCCAGUCUUAUAUGGAGCAUAUCUGAGGGUCGUUGUUAUAUUCACCCACACUUGGUUAGAGAUUUAUUUUCUCAAAUCAUGCCUGCAGCAGUGCGUGAAAUGGUCGCAGUAGCUAUUCCUCGUAUGGUGCACACAUCGCAUUCAUAUGAUAUUUGUCUUGAUUCGUUUAAACUUAACAUAAGCUCUAUGAUGCCGGAAUAUAUCAGCGCAAAGGUAGUUGACGAGAUCUCACUUGGAUUACGCAAUAGUCUUACAUGCGAUACAGUAAAAAAGCUUUCUAUUGAAAUGACACAUAUUGUUCCACAAAUCAAGGAUAUUUCAUUUGCAUUUAUUUUCAAAAACUUUCUCACUCGUAUAGCUGACAAAGGUUUUGCCAGUGUUAAUAUGCCUAUGGACACUGGAUGUAGCGUGUCAGUAGAUCUCGACAUGUUUCCUGAUCAUCCGAGUCAGACCCUUUGCGUUAGACGGGUUAAAGUAGAUUUGGAAAAGCUCCAUAUUACUGUUUCCAAAACAAAGCAUGAUCUCAUCUACCGCAUGCUUUCCUCAAUGAUCGACAAUACUAUCCAAAGACAUAUUGCAAGAACACUUGAAACAUACAUUGCACAAUCGGUUUCUACUCUAAAUACCUUUUUGACCUUGAUUAAAGGUCCAGGAGUUGUGCCCACAUCAUUCAAAGAAAAGUUAAAUUGCCAUUUUGAUAGAUUCAUGUGCGCACUGAGAUUGGAUGGCGGAAACUGCGAUAGUAUGCUUCAGAAAAAUCUGGCAGCGGAGCAGCAAGAAUUAUCUGAUUCAGUUUGGCCUACCGCUUUAGUACUUUCCAAAGCAUGGGAUAUUCCACAGGAUGAACAGGCAGACGAUAUAGAUGCAUUAUCUACAACGUCCCAAAUCCAACCUUCUAUUCAAGAUACCACAGUAGUCGAUUCCACCCAUUUGCCGUGGUACACAUCCGAGUUUAACUUGUCAUCCUCUACUACCUAG